ACCUGUCACAUUCGGUCAACUGGUGGGAUAGUUAUUUUACCAUUUUGAGUCCAAAGGAGGAGCCCCAAAUGCCCUGUCCGAAGAAGAAGAAGAAGAAGAAGAAGAAAAGGGAAGAGAAGAAGCCCUGCUACUUUCCUUGUGAAAAGAAAAAACAUCAUCGAUCGAUCAUUCACCACUCAAUUGUCAAGAAGAAGAAGAAGAUGGAGACACAGCAUUCAUGGAGACUCAGACUGUCCUUCAAGAACGCAACAAUAGUCAUGACGGUGUUGAAUAUAAUCACAGUCCUUUUCUUGCUCAAGGGCUUUCUUUCUUCUCCCUCUACCCGCAACAACAAACUCGCACCUGACAGCUUCAAUUCAGUUGAGCUCAGCUACAUCAAGGAGUCUGAAGAGAUGCGCCUUGCCUUGCAACCAUGGAAGCUUAUAAAAAGAAUUAAAGAAAUUGAACAAGAAGCCUAUGCAGAACCUGAAACAGUCCAACACAAAGAUAUGAAGCAGACUGCUGCAGUUGAUCUUUCUAAAAGAUUACAGGAUAUCCGUUCAGUUAAUGAUGUUUCCAGUUUUAAAGCUUUAGAGGAAUGGCGUAAACGGAAGAUGGAACGAGCCAGACAGCGGGCUGUGGGAAAAAAUGGAAUAGGGAACUCCCAAGCUUGACGCCCCUCAAGAAAUGCGUGUUCAAGGGGAUUUGCGAAGCAUCAAUCAUACUCUACUAUGAACUCUCUUUAAAAUUGCAUACAUGUACAUAUAGAAAACUGAAUGUUACACAAAUCUCGAGCACUUCUGUGAUGGCGAAGUUAGUUGCUCGCUAAUGGUAACAGCUAUCAACGAACAACAUUGUUUUAGUGAUAGUGUGUAGAGGUGAAGAUCAUCAAGUCCUGCGAAAGGAUUUAACCUUUCCAAAGAACAACUUAAAACUGGAAGCACAUAAUAUUAGAAUUACGUGAAUUUCAAUAA
Messenger RNA from Populus trichocarpa (black cottonwood), 953 nucleotides. RefSeq lists its product as uncharacterized. The record is from RefSeq and is a predicted model, not a curated record. NCBI's taxonomy places the organism in Eukaryota, Viridiplantae, Streptophyta, Magnoliopsida, Malpighiales, Salicaceae. The coding region runs from base 69 to 653 and encodes 194 amino acids. The transcript is spliced from 4 exons.